Hypomesus transpacificus is the source of this 2212-nucleotide messenger RNA. It is a transcript of the gene elovl5, whose product is annotated as ELOVL fatty acid elongase 5. Gene Ontology annotation, molecular function: fatty acid elongase activity. Gene Ontology annotation, cellular component: endoplasmic reticulum membrane; endoplasmic reticulum. The record is from RefSeq and is a predicted model, not a curated record. The coding region runs from base 657 to 1586 and encodes 309 amino acids. The transcript is spliced from 7 exons. Gene Ontology annotation, biological process: very long-chain fatty acid biosynthetic process; fatty acid elongation, saturated fatty acid; fatty acid elongation, polyunsaturated fatty acid. Lineage: Eukaryota; Metazoa; Chordata; Actinopteri; Osmeriformes; Osmeridae.
CCCUUUCCGCUUUCUCUAAAAUUCACAGAAACUUCACAUCCGUAAGACAAAUCAGUAACAUUACCUAUUUUUGGUUAAAAAGUGUGUAAACUCGUGUUAAAACCUAACGAUGUCAUGCUAGAUAAGGGCGCAUGACGAGAAGUCAAAUAGCCGAACUACAAUUAAAAGCGCCAUCUAGUUUAAAUCAUAGGCUACUAUAGGUUCAGGAAACUAGCACCAUUUAAAACAUGAGAUCGAUCAUUGAAACAUGACGUCAUAUAAAUGGAUCGACGGUACAUUUUACAAUGUAAUUCUCUAUUAAAAGAAGAGUUCCCAUUUUCUUCAUGCUCCCCAUAGAUACGACACAUAAGGUGCUUUAUUCAAAAACGUAUUUAAUUGUUGUGUUUUUAUUCGGCUACACAAACUGGAAUAGUGAUGGACAUAAUUAUAAUUCAGAGGGUUCAAUCGGUCUUUACAUUUAGGAUCUUAAUCUAAUUUUUUGUUUGUUUUAAAGUAUGACAAAUGGGCACGAAUCAAAAAAAAACCUGAACGAUUCAAAUAGGAGAAUGUUGUUGGCUAUAGUGUAAAGUAGCCCUAAGAGGCUACAUUAGACUUUGUGCAUAAUGGCCAUGGGGUAAUUUUGGAUUCAGACCUCUGUUGGGUCACUUUAACCGCGCAUGCAGGGCAUAUGCCAACGUUCCUCCCACAAUUUCCACCGGCAUCAAGGCUACACAUUAGUGCUGGAAACGGGAAGCCAAGGUUACGCAUCCUCUAAAGAUGAGAGGGUGCGGGGAUGGUUGUUACUGGACAGCUAUACUCCAACCUUUGCACUGACUGUCAUGUACCUGCUGAUCGUGUGGAUGGGGCCCAAAUUCAUGAGCCACAGGCAGCCGUACUCCUGCAGGGGCGUCAUGGUGGGCUACAAUCUGGGACUCACCGUCCUCUCCUUCUACAUGUUCUAUGAGUUGGUGACUGCUGUAUGGCAAGGUAGCUACAAUUUCUACUGCCAAGACUCACACAGUGCUGGAGAAGCAGAUAACAAGGUCAUGAAUGUUCUCUGGUGGUACUACUUCUCCAAACUCAUCGAGUUCAUGGACACCUUCUUCUUCAUCCUCCGAAAGAACAACCAUCAGAUCACAUUCCUGCACAUCUACCACCAUGCCAGCAUGCUCAACAUCUGGUGGUUCGUUAUGAACUGGGUGCCCUGUGGUCACUCGUACUUUGGUGCCUGUCUGAACAGCUUCAUUCACGUCCUGAUGUAUUCCUACUAUGGGCUGUCCUCUAUUCCGGACUUGAGGCCAUUCCUCUGGUGGAAGAGAUACAUCACUCAGGGCCAGCUGGUCCAGUUCUUUUUAACCGUAACCCAGACGGCCUGUGCAGUAGUAUGGCCCUGUGGGUUCCCAAUCCGCUGGCUGUACUUCCAGAUGGGCUACAUGGUCACUCUGAUCAUACUCUUCUCAAACUUCUAUAUCGAGACGUACAAGAAGCGUAGUGUGUCACUAAAGAAGAAGGAAUACCAGAACAGGUCUGCUUCUCCUACAAAUAGACAUGCAAAUGGAGUUUCCACCAUAGAAACAAUUACACACAGGAAACUGAGGGCGGACUGAAGUAGCUUGAGUAAUCCCAUGGUCAUUACAGUCUAUUAUAGUGUAUUAUCACUAGGGGUGAUGUAGGAUUUCUCGACAGGAUAUAUCUAGUAUAUUCUAGUCUAAUAGAUUCACAAAAGACAAAAAAAGCCAUAGCCAUGUUUAUCUUUAGAGGGAAUCCUGCAAUAUUUUGCACACUAGUUUUCAUUCAUAUUGAAUCAAAGGUUAGUUCAACAAUAGACAGUAGGAUACCUUCAAUAGAAAACCCUGUUUAAACACAGUUUUAAUGUAGAAAUGUAUGCCAUGUUCAUAUGCAAACAGAAUAUUACAUGACAACAACAGUAUUUGAGGUUUGAAAGUACUUGAACGUAUAUGUUUGAUUAUAUUAAGGUAUGGCACUUGAACUAGUCUUGAUUAGGUCUUCUAGGUCAAAUACCUAUACAUUAUUAUUAUUAUUACUGAAUUUCCAUAUUGAAUUUCAAUAGAAUUCAUUAUUAAUCAAAGGACAUAUUGCUGACUGUGGUUUUAAAAUCUAUGGUUGUUAGUUAGGAAGAAAAAGUUAAAAAAUAGUAACUCUAUAUACACAGACAUGCCAGUUAAUAUACAGUGCCCUCCAAAAGUAUUGGAACAGUGAGGCCAAUUCCUUU